This is a messenger RNA of Closterium sp. Naga37s-1, 825 nucleotides long. The record is from the annotation of a GenBank genome assembly. Lineage: Eukaryota; Viridiplantae; Streptophyta; Zygnematophyceae; Desmidiales; Closteriaceae.
AUGGCGAUCGAUCCCGAUGAGAUCCAGGUCGGCCCGAAGGCGUCCAUAUUCGUCGUGCUUGCGACGCUAGCGCUGGGCGCUGGCGCAUGCACGCUGGGCCUCCUCGCCAUGCUGCUCCCCUCUUCUACGUACACAGUGCCUCCAGAGGCGAACGUGAGCCAAGUGCUGGAAUGCGGUUACCAGUCGAGCACCGCGACGCUGUUUGGAAUCAUAGGAGGCAUGCUGCUGGCGGCGGGCAUGGCGCUCAUCUCCGUGCUGGGCGGCUGCGUGUGCUGUGUCACCAUCCAGUACGCGCACGGGCAGGCGCUCAAAGUCAGCAUCGUGUGCUACACACUCGCAUGGGUGGCAUUCUUCCUAGCAGAGGUGUGCCUCAUGUCGGGCGGAUCUCUCAACAACUACCACAAGUCGGUGACCAACUAUCAGUACGACUACCAGCUGCGCACGUGCUACCAGCUCAAGACCACCACCUAUAUAGUGGGAGCGGUGAUGUCGAUACUGACGGUGGUGUUUGCAGUGCUGUACUACGGGCAAGCACAGAAGUCCAAAUACGAGGCGUGGGUGGAGCAGGGCGCUCCCACCCCCCGCCUCUACUCCCUCGAAACCAUGAAGAGCUUCGUUAUCGCCGGCCCUGCCCGUGCCGGCCCUUUGAAAUCGGAAGAUGAUGAUGAGGAUGAGGAUGAUAUGGGGGAUGAGGAGGAGGAAGAGGAGUAUGAUGUGUUUGAUGAGGGGGAAGAGGAGGAGGAUGAUGAUGACACGCGGCCGCUUAACCCGCGCAGGCAUGAUGAUGACGACGAUGAUGACCAUGAUGGUAACCGCGCGCAUUGA